CACCGAGUGACGUUGGGCGAUGGAGUCCGACCGUAUAUAGCCCGCCCCGAUGACAACUGGAACCACAUGUGCUCCUGAACUACCUGUACAUAAAUCGUCGCCCAUCUUCUCUCUGCACCUAAACCAUGCCCCCAACCGCUACAAGAUUCAUCUCCAAGACGCCAGACAUAUCUAGGAUCCCUCCACAGGUACGUCCCAACCCAACCACACCUGGGCAUUCACAUCGCAUAUCGCACACUAACCCCAAUACAGCUAGCCACAUUCUACAUCCAGAAUAGCACACCACACCAUGGCCCAGACGCCUCCCCCUCCCCGUCCCGCAAACCUGCACACCCUCCCCGACGACCUCAUCUUCGAGAUCCUGACGCACUGCCCUACCCUCCAGGCAUUCCACUCGCUGAUCCUGACACACCCAAACAUCUACAACGUCUACAAGCGAUACGAGAACCUGGUCCAACGCAUCGUCCUCGUGACGCAUGAUUCUCUGCCGGGCUUCUACUUCAGCCGCGCUGCUGUCGAGGUCUAUGUCAAGCAUUUUGGAAGACCGCCUUGGAGUAUUGAUUUUCUUGUGUAGCUAUAAGUGCUCCAGGGUGGGUGGGUUGGUUGCGAGUGGAUAUGUCCAGGUCGAAGAGAAUCGGGAAUAGAUCUAUCCUUAUUUCGGACAUGUUACAGUAGACCGGUCCUGAAAUCGACAAUAGUCAAGGCGGGGGCAUCGUCCUACUCAAUUCUUCAUGUGCUCGGAAGAAGGCCCGUCGCGUCAACCUUGGAGCCCGAGACUGCUUGGUGCGAACAUGUGAACGUGCUG
Molecule: messenger RNA, 805 nt
Organism: Westerdykella ornata
Lineage: Eukaryota; Fungi; Ascomycota; Dothideomycetes; Pleosporales; Sporormiaceae
Exons: 2
Coding region: 290-574 (94 amino acids)
Source: RefSeq, a predicted model, not a curated record